GCCUGGCUCUGCGCCUCUGUCGCCGCUGCCAGUCUUCCGCCGAAACCCAGAAUGACGAGAGCUUGCCGCGCCCGUUGCGGCAUCCCUCCACGGGACGUUUCAUGAACCCGUGGCUCAGGGACGGCCAGGAUCCCUGCGAAAAGACGCCGAAGGACAUGGCCGCUUUUUUCCGCGACUGGCUCCGCUUUGACCCAGAGGUCGAGGUGAGCGAAACAGAUGGCUCCUGCAUUUCCCCAGUGCCCGUGGCCUGGGAGGAGCUCCGCGCUAUCCAUGACAUUGGGGAGCCGGCAGCACUGUGGCUGGGCCAUGCGUCCGUGUUUUGCAUGUACCGGGGCCAGCGGAUCCUCUUCGAUCCGGUCUUCUCUCAGCGCGUUUCGCCGGUCUCUUUUGUCGGACCCCAUCGCUUCAAGCCGCCACCGGUAAGUCCGGACUUCAGUGACUGGCCAGCCGAGAUGGCGCCUGAUGUCGUCGCCAUCUCCCACGCUCACUACGACCACCUGGAUGAGGCCACGGUGCUCAACCUCCACACAAGGUUUCCCAGCAUCCGCUGGUGCGUUCCCCUGGGCUUGGGCAGCUGGCUGCGGCAGCGUGGCAUCGAAGCGACGGAGCUGGACUGGUGGCAGGAGAUGCCACUUGCAGCCCAAGAUUUGGCCCUCGUGGCUCUGCCGGUCCAACAUUGGGCGAACCGCUUUCCGUGGGACAGGAACACAACCUUGUGGUGUGGCUAUGGCGUCGUACGGAAAGUACCAGCCGGCGCCAAGGAGAAGCCGCCCAUGCCCCUCUGCUUCCUGGGCGACACAGGCUACUGCCCAAUCUUCCAGCUCCUUGGGACGAAGUACGACAUCGGCUUGGCCUUGGUGCCAAUAGGUGCAUACCACCCGCGCUGGUUCAUGGCACCUUCGCACACGGAUCCGGCUGACGCCGUGCGGAUCGUUGAUGAACUCAAUGCCGACGCGGCGCUGGCCAUUCACUGGG
This is a messenger RNA of Symbiodinium sp. CCMP2456, 975 nucleotides long. The record is from the annotation of a GenBank genome assembly. Lineage: Eukaryota; Dinophyceae; Suessiales; Symbiodiniaceae.